AUGAAGCCAAGAGAGGCUGGCAAAGCACACAGGCUAAGUGCUGAGGAGAGGGAACAGCUGCUGCCUAACCUGAGGGCUGUGGGGUGGAACGAGCUAGAGGGCCGCGAUGCCAUCUUCAAGCAGUUCCAUUUCAAAGACUUCAAUAGGGCUUUUGGGUUCAUGACAAGAGUGGCCCUGCAGGCUGAGAAACUGGACCACCAUCCUGAAUGGUUUAACGUGUACAACAAGGUCCAAAUCACCCUGAGCACUCACGAGUGUGCCGGCCUUUCAGAACGGGACAUAAACCUGGCCAGCUUCAUCGAACAAGUAGCAGUGUCCAUGACAUAGACCCUGCCCUUCCUCUUUCACUUCCUCAGGGGAAAGAGGUGACUGAAGUUGGAAUCCGGGGAGGGAAGUGGAGAGUCCUUGGCCUCGAGAGUCUGAUGCCUCCAUGUAGGGGUGAGUCCUUGCUACGGAAAGAUGCCAGCGUCACUGCCAGCACUAGAAAUUUAGACCUUUUAGCAUGCCACUGUCUGCAUCCUCGUGGUUGUGUUGUUACACUGAUUUGAGUAAGCUCUCUCCUUUCUUUGCGACUUCUAAGCAACAGUAAUGAUUUUUUCUCCAGGUUGUAUCUUCCUCCCUUCCCAAGAAACUGUGAUAGACAGUGAAAUAAAGUCUUAGAACCCAGGACCCUAAAGUAAUCCCCAUCCUAUGUGACGGAAACACGUGCUUUUAUGCCUCAAAUAAAACUAUUGUAUCACUUGG
Messenger RNA from Galeopterus variegatus (Sunda flying lemur), 744 nucleotides. RefSeq names its product pterin-4 alpha-carbinolamine dehydratase/dimerization cofactor of hepatocyte nuclear factor 1 alpha (gene PCBD1). Gene Ontology annotation, biological process: tetrahydrobiopterin biosynthetic process. The coding region runs from base 1 to 327 and encodes 108 amino acids. Gene Ontology annotation, molecular function: 4-alpha-hydroxytetrahydrobiopterin dehydratase activity. NCBI's taxonomy places the organism in Eukaryota, Metazoa, Chordata, Mammalia, Dermoptera, Cynocephalidae. The record is from RefSeq and is a predicted model, not a curated record. The transcript is spliced from 4 exons.